GCACAUUGUGAAAAAAUCAAUAUUUGUUGUUAAUUUGUGGCGCAAAAAAUGGAAGAGGGAGGAAGCAGUACCAUUGGUAACAAUGUAAAGCAAGAAAAGAUCAGUUCAAGUAGUACUGAUCAUCAUCAUCAGAAGAAUCAGAUAAAGGAAGAAUCAGAGGAUGAUGAAGAAAGCAGUAGCACUGGUACUGGUUCUGAUUACGACAGUUCUCAAUCACCAUUGAAUUCUUCAAUUGACAUAUUGUCACCAUUCUCAAAACAUCUAAGCAAGAGAAAAGAAGGUCCUCAAAUUUCUGCUGAUAAUUCUCCAAAGAGCACUAAAAGAAAAGAACGCCAUCCUGGUUCCGGAUCCACUCAAAAAACCGCUGCUGACCUCGGUGAGGAUUGUAUUGGAGAAGCUGGACGAAGAUUUACAUCUCAUAUCUUAAAUUUGAAGGCUGGGGAGGAUGUGGCGGAGAAUAUAUUAAAUCUUUCUAGGGCAUGUAAACGUCAAUCUGUUAUCAUACUUUCUGCAAGCGGUACUGUAUCUAACGUUACCCUUCGUGUCCCAGAUGGCGGUGAUGCUUCUUUCACAUACCAGGGAAUUUUUCAUUUACUUUCUUUAUCUGGAUCAUAUAUUUUUACCACCAAACCAGCUAGAGGUCACCGUCGUCGCAAAGAGAUGUUAUUUUCCAUUUUAAUGUCUGAUAUUAAUGGAAAGGUUUUUGGAGGUAGUAUCGCGAAUUCCCUCAUUGCGGCCGGCCCCCUUCAAGUUGUUGUAGGCACUUUCAAGCAAGAAGGCUAUAAGGAACCGAGGGAAAACAAAAAAUCAAAUGAAUCAUCUCCUGUUGUUGCUGCUCCGCCACAAAAAAUGUUUGGUGGUAAUUCAAAUUCAGAAAAAGUUAUCCCUGGAGAAGAUUCCAAAAUAUUUGUAGAAGGACAUACUAAUUGCCCUUCACCAACAUCUGGAUUUUUGCCAACUACUCAUGAUCAUCAAGCUGCUGCAAAUAAUGAUCAAGCUUCAAACGAUCAAGCUGCAACCCAUGAUGAUCAAGCUUCAAACAGUCAAGCUGCAACUCAUGCUGAUCAAGCUGCAAACAAUAAAACUGCAAUUCACGAUGAUCAAGCUGCUGCAAAUAAUCAAACUGCAACUCAUGAUGAUGAAGCUGCAAAUAAUUUGGAUAAUAACUCUAUUUAUGUGGAUGGCACAAAUGAAACUGUAUAGAUUUUGGAAAUGAUAUUUCAAAAACCUUUAAUUGAUUUUCGUUUCAGUUGUUUUUAGGAAGAAUAAUUCUGAUAUCGAUGUAGUAGACGUGAAAAUUGUGAUAUUGUCAAUUAAAAUCUUCUGCAUGCUUGGUUUUAUGGAAAAGAAUAAAAAAAAAUAAAGGGGCAUUCCGAGAAUUGAACUCGGGACCUCUCGCACCCUAAGCGAGAAUCAUACCACUAGA
Messenger RNA from Cicer arietinum (chickpea), 1426 nucleotides. RefSeq lists its product as uncharacterized. NCBI's taxonomy places the organism in Eukaryota, Viridiplantae, Streptophyta, Magnoliopsida, Fabales, Fabaceae. The record is from RefSeq and is a predicted model, not a curated record. Gene Ontology annotation, molecular function: minor groove of adenine-thymine-rich DNA binding.